CCGUCGGAUGUGGCUGGAGCUGGAGGCGCCCAGGGCCGGAGACGCUGCAGACCCGGGACUCGGAGCAGCUCGGAGGCGGUGAACAAAAAAUGGGAAAGAAGCAGAAUGGAAAGAGUAAAAAAGUUGAAGAGGCAGAGCCUGAAGAAUUUGUGGUGGAAAAAGUACUGGAUCGACGUGUAGUGAAUGGGAAGGUGGAGUAUUUCCUGAAGUGGAAGGGAUUUACAGAUGCUGACAAUACUUGGGAGCCUGAAGAAAAUUUAGAUUGCCCAGAGUUAAUUGAAGCAUUCCUUAAUUCUCAAAAAGCUGGUAAAGAGAAAGAUGGUACCAAAAGAAAAUCUUUAUCUGACAGUGAGUCUGAUGACAGCAAAUCAAAGAAGAAAAGAGAUGCUGCUGACAAACCAAGAGGCUUUGCUAGAGGUCUUGAUCCUGAACGCAUAAUUGGUGCCACGGACAGCAGUGGAGAAUUAAUGUUUCUCAUGAAAUGGAAAGAUUCAGAUGAGGCAGACUUGGUGCUGGCAAAAGAGGCAAACAUGAAGUGUCCUCAAAUUGUAAUUGCUUUUUAUGAAGAGAGACUAACUUGGCAUUCUUGUCCAGAAGAUGAAGCUCAAUAAUUGUUUUGCAUUGCUUUUUAUAUAUAUUUAUAUAUAUAUAUAAUCUGGAUCUUGGUUUUUUGAUUUAUUAGUAUGAAGAAUAUGUUCUAAUGGAAAUCAAGUUUGAUAUGUUUGUUUUGAAGUAGUAUUAUUGGAGUUGUUCGGUUUUUUUGGGGGGUAUUGGUUUUUGUUUUGUUUUUGUAUCAGUAUCACUGGUUACUUUGAACAAAUAAAAGAUUUCUGUAGUUGCUUCAUCUGUCAGAAAAGACCAUUUGAUACCAUGGUAUAUUUCCUUUGCAUUAAAGAACAGCUUUUCUAAA
This is a messenger RNA of Choloepus didactylus (southern two-toed sloth), 910 nucleotides long. RefSeq names its product chromobox protein homolog 3-like. The transcript has a single exon. Gene Ontology annotation, biological process: chromatin organization; negative regulation of transcription by RNA polymerase II. Bases 90 to 611 code for a protein of 173 amino acids. Gene Ontology annotation, molecular function: chromatin binding. NCBI's taxonomy places the organism in Eukaryota, Metazoa, Chordata, Mammalia, Pilosa, Megalonychidae. Gene Ontology annotation, cellular component: nucleus; pericentric heterochromatin. The record is from RefSeq and is a predicted model, not a curated record.